Molecule: messenger RNA, 2022 nt
Organism: Cotesia glomerata
Lineage: Eukaryota; Metazoa; Arthropoda; Insecta; Hymenoptera; Braconidae
Gene: Trhn
Product: tryptophan 5-hydroxylase 1
Exons: 12
Coding region: 349-1947 (532 amino acids)
Biological process (GO): serotonin biosynthetic process; aromatic amino acid metabolic process
Cellular component (GO): neuron projection
Molecular function (GO): tryptophan 5-monooxygenase activity; iron ion binding
Source: RefSeq, a predicted model, not a curated record
GAAGAUUAAAAUAAAAAAAAGAUUUAGUCCGCCAAUGGAAGUAGUAAGUGGUGAGCUUUGCCAGUCAGUCAACCAAUCGGAUCAAGAACAAGAGAUUCUGUGACUGAAUACUGGUGGCUGGUGAAUAACGGAGGGGUGAAAAGCUUAAAAGACCGAUACCAAUGCUGGAUCCUUACAUUUUAUAAUUUUCAUUUAAGCAAGACACAACCAGUGUCUUAAAGGACUUAAAAUAUUUUAAACAAUAAAGAAGAAAUAUAUUUUAGUUUGUUGGAAUAAUUAUUUAAAUUUUAAUUCUACAAAGUGAAGGUUUUUUUUAUUUUUUUGUUGUUGAAAUUUAUUAAAAAUAAAAUGAGUGGCUCGGGAAAAAGUCUUUUGGGUAUGUGGCUUUAUCGCCGAGGUGAAGAAUGGACUCUUAAAGAGGGUAGUCCUUUGCAUAAAUCAACAAAUAUACCAAUGGUAAAAAAAAUGGAGCAUUCAGACAACAAAAGUUCAGUGGUAUUUUCAUUAAAAAAUCAAAUUGGUGGAUUAGCUCGUGCUCUUCAAGUUUUUCAAGACUUGGGCGUAAAUGUAAUACAUAUAGAAUCGCGUAAGUCAAUGAGACGUGGUUCAGAGUAUGAAAUUCUAGUAGAUGUUGAAUGUGAGUCCAAGAAGAUGGAACAGCUUACACAUAUGCUAAGCCGUGAAGUCGCGGCUAUUAAUCUCGCACAGUAUGAACAAACUGGAAGUGUUCCUCAUCCACCGAUGUUAUCCGCAGCCCCUAGUUUUGACUUUAGUCAAGUAGACAUGCUCUGGUUUCCCAGAAAAAUUUCAGAUCUUGAUCAAGCUCAAAAUGUUCUUAUGUAUGGUACUGCAUUAGAUGCUGAUCAUCCAGGCUUUAAAGAUCCAGUUUAUCGUAAAAGGAGACAACAAUUUGCUGAUAUUGCUAAUAAUUAUCGACACGGACAACCGAUUCCAAGAAUUCAAUACACCCCAGAAGAAAUAAAUACAUGGGCUACUGUUUUUCGCGAGCUUUAUCAACUGUAUUUAAAGCACGCUUGCAAAGAAUAUUUAGAAAAUUGGCCGAAAUUGAGUAAAUAUUGCGGUUACAGAGAAGACAAUAUUCCUCAGCUGGAAGAUGUGUCAGUAUUUUUAAAACGAAUGACUGGCUUUCAAUUACGUCCAGUCGCUGGAUAUUUGUCACCACGAGACUUUUUAGCCGGGUUGGCUUUUCGCGUUUUCCAUUGCACUCAAUACAUACGUCAUUCAUCGGAUCCAUUUUAUACACCUGAGCCUGACUGCUGUCAUGAAUUAUUAGGCCACAUGCCAUUGUUAGCGAAUCCAAGCUUUGCGCAAUUUUCUCAAGAACUAGGAUUAGCUUCUUUAGGAGCUUCUGAAGAAGAUAUUAAUAAAUUAGCGACACUGUACUUCUUCACUGUGGAAUUUGGAUUAUGUAAGCAAGAUGGCAAUUUGCGCAUCUACGGUGCAGGAUUGUUGUCGUCAGUUGCAGAAAUAAAGCAUGUUUUGGAGGCUAAAGAUAAAAUUUACCGCUUCGAGCCUGAUGUAACAUGUCAACAAGAAUGUGUUAUUACAGCUUACCAACAUGCAUAUUAUUACACCGACAGUAUUGAAGAAGCUAAAGAAAAAAUGAGAGCAUUUGCCAAUGGGAUCCAACGUCCGUUUGGCCUACGAUACAACGCAUACACUCAGUCUGUUGAAGUUCUGACAGAUGCCCAAAAAAUAACCGCGUUGGUCAGCGAACUGCGCGGCGACCUUUGCAUCGUCUCAAACGCGCUGAAGAAAAUUCACGAACAAGAUGACACCGUGGAUGUUGAGAAGAUAACUAGUCUUCUCACUCAAGGAAUUAACUUGGCACAAGAUCCAUCUUCAUCGUCUUCUUCGGACACUGAUGAUGGCGACAAGAGCCCUAAUGUUGACGACCGUAAGAGUAUAGACCAAAGUCAUUCUUAGUUAUGUUAAAAAUAAUGAAGAAAAUUUAUCAAAACGGAUAUAUAUAUAUAUUUAAUUAUGAUAGACUCAAUAAUU